AUGAAGGUUAUAGCUACGUGGAUAGAAACGGAGGAUUAUAUAAAGUUAUCGUUAUGGAGCAUAAUUGAGGGAGAAGAGAAGUUAAAAGUCGAUAAAGAAUAUGAAGAUUUCCGACUCAACUACAAACUUUAUCCGAAAGAAGCCGACGAAUUUUCAUAUCCCCGUUUAGCUAUAUCUGAUAGCAAACAUCUUGUAUUGCAUCUGAAAAAUCCACAUAAAAAUAACAAAUAUAACAUUGAUGUUUAUAAUUUGAAGACGAAAAAACAAAAUAAGUUGAAUGCACCAGAUUUUGAGGGAGAGAUGGACAGUUGGAACUUCGUUGAAAAUGAUGAUUUCGUAGUUGUUAAAGGAAAACCUGUAUACCGUGCUUAUAUAUUUUCCAACGACAACAUUGACACCGAUAAAUGGAAUUGCAAAAGAGUGAUUGAAUUGCAAUAUUUUGCAUGGAGUUACAUAGAUUUUAACGGAAAAUUAUUUUUGACCAUUGACAGCACUUUGAUUUUGACGCAAUGGAGUUUAAAGGAAUUAAUCCUCGAACAACAAUACAUGUUAGAAACUCCUAAACGCUGUAGAAUUGUACAAAAUAGCAAUGCCACGUUGCUGGUGAUCCAGGAAUCGGAAAUAUCAUUUAUCUAUUCAAUGGAACUUGGGAUGAGAUUGAGUCGAGUGGAAGAACCGGAUUCUAUGAUAUAUUUUAUCGGCCCAAACAUCGGGGAGCGAAUAAUAAUAAUAAGUACAUGGGGAGGAAAUUGCAAAAUAAUUAACCCUUAUUCCCCUUAUUCUCGCGGAAAUCUUAGAGACGCGACAGAACUUCUCGAGAGUGCGAAGAUCAAUAUCGAUAGACCAUACGUCAUAAAAUAUGAUAAAAUUAUUGGUUUAGAUGUACAAUCGGAAGAACAGGAAAAGAGCUCGCCACUAUGUAUUCGGCCCUUAAUAGAAAGUAAUUGGAUUAAACAUUUAAGAGAUAAAUUAGGAGAUUGCGAUACUUUCGGCUCUCCAUACGAAGCUACACGAGUCAAAGAGGAAGUUAAACGGGCCAAAGAAAUCAUUCAAGAAACAGUAAAAUCGGGAAGAAUGAUUGAAGAACGUGUAGAUUAUACCAGUAGGGAGGCCAUUCCCGCCAUAAAAAUCAAGGGGGCUUUACUAGAAUGGGACUUAAGAGUCGACAUAGAUUACGAUGGCGAUUAUCUCAAAUUG
Messenger RNA from Acaulospora colombiana, 1197 nucleotides. Lineage: Eukaryota; Fungi; Glomeromycota; Glomeromycetes; Diversisporales; Acaulosporaceae. The record is from the annotation of a GenBank genome assembly.